This is a messenger RNA of Emys orbicularis (European pond turtle), 3304 nucleotides long. It is a transcript of the gene SLC4A4, whose product is annotated as solute carrier family 4 member 4. The transcript is spliced from 24 exons. Bases 1 to 3237 code for a protein of 1078 amino acids. The record is from RefSeq and is a predicted model, not a curated record. NCBI's taxonomy places the organism in Eukaryota, Metazoa, Chordata, Testudines, Emydidae. Gene Ontology annotation, molecular function: monoatomic anion transmembrane transporter activity; sodium:bicarbonate symporter activity; solute:inorganic anion antiporter activity. Gene Ontology annotation, biological process: transmembrane transport; monoatomic anion transport; bicarbonate transport. Gene Ontology annotation, cellular component: plasma membrane; basolateral plasma membrane.
AUGGAGGAUGAGGCGGUGCUGGACAGAGGGGCUUCCUUCCUUAAGCAUGUAUGCGACGAAGAAGAAGUGGAAGGCCAUCACACUGUCUACAUCGGGGUCCAUGUGCCUAAGAGCUAUAGGAGAAGGAGACGCCACAGAAGAAGACCUGGGCUAAAGGAGAAGAAGGAAAGAGAAAAAAUCUCUGAGUACUACUCCGACAAAUCAGAUGUAGAAAAUGCGGAUGAGACGAGCAGCGGCAUCCUUAAACCACUCAUCUCCCCCGCUGCCGAGCGAAUCCGCUUCAUUUUGGGUGAAGAAGAUGACAGCCCUGCACCCCCUCAGCUCUUCACCGAACUGGACGAGCUUCUGGCUGUUGAUGGACAAGAGAUGGAGUGGAAGGAGACGGCAAGAUGGAUAAAGUUUGAAGAGAAAGUGGAACAGGGCGGAGAGAGAUGGAGCAAGCCUCAUGUCGCGACGUUGUCCCUGCACAGCUUGUUCGAACUGAGGACGUGUAUAGAGAAAGGAUCCAUCCUGCUGGAUUUGGAGGCCACUUCUCUCCCUCAGGUAGUGGAGAUGGUUGUUGACAAUCAAAUUGAGACGGGCCUGUUGAAACUAGACAUGAAGGACAAGGUCACCUACACGCUGCUCAGGAAGCACCGGCACCAGACCAAGAAAUCCAACCUACGCUCUCUGGCUGACAUCGGGAAGACCGUCUCCAGUGCAAGUAGGAUGUUUACCAACCCUGAUAAUGGCAGUCCAGCCAUGACUCAUAGAAACCUGACUUCCACCAGUCUGAAUGACAUCUCUGACAAACCUGACAAAGAGCAGCUGAAGAAUAAAUUUAUGAAGAAAUUGCCCCGUGAUGCUGAGGCCUCCAAUGUGUUGGUUGGUGAGGUAGACUUCUUGGAAAACCCUUUCAUUGCCUUCGUCCGGCUGCAGCAGGCAGUUAUGCUGGGUGCUCUGACUGAAGUCCCCGUUCCUACCCGAUUCCUAUUCAUUUUGCUGGGUCCGAAGGGAAAAGCCAAGUCCUACCAUGAGAUAGGUCGAUCCAUUGCCACUUUGAUGUCCGAUGAGGUGUUCCAUGACAUUGCCUAUAAAGCCAAAGACAGGCAGGACCUGAUCGCUGGAAUCGAUGAGUUUCUGGAUGAAGUCAUUGUGCUUCCACCUGGGGAGUGGGACCCUGCCAUCAGGAUAGAGCCCCCCAAAUCUCUCCCAUCUUCUGAUAAAAGGAAAAACAUGUAUUCGGGUGCGGAGAACAUACAGAUGAAUGGAGACACGCCUCAUGAUGGGGGCCAUGGAGGUGGGGGCCACGGUGACACUGAAGAACUACAACGAACUGGCAGAUUUUGUGGUGGUUUAGUCAAAGACAUAAAGAGGAAAAUACCUUUCUUCGCCAGUGACUUCUAUGAUGCUUUAAAUAUCCAAGCUCUUUCAGCCAUUCUCUUCAUCUACCUGGCCACAGUGACCAAUGCUAUCACUUUUGGAGGUCUGCUUGGUGACGCUACAGACAACAUGCAGGGCGUGUUGGAGAGCUUUCUGGGCACAGCAGUCACUGGAGCGGUCUUUUGCCUUUUUGCUGGUCAGCCACUCACAAUUCUGAGCAGCACAGGACCUGUCCUUGUCUUUGAAAGACUCCUGUUUAAUUUCAGCAAAGACCAUGACUUUGAUUACUUGGAGUUCCGUCUCUGGAUUGGCCUGUGGUCAGCCUUCCAGUGUCUUGUUCUGGUUGCUACUGAUGCCAGCUUCCUGGUCAAAUACUUCACCCGCUUCACAGAAGAGGGAUUUUCCUCCCUGAUCAGCUUCAUCUUCAUUUAUGAUGCUUUCAAGAAGAUGAUCAAGUUAGCAGACUAUUACCCAAUCAAUUCCCAUUUUAAAGUGGACUAUAUCACAUUUUACUCCUGUGUCUGCAUGCCAUCAGAGCCAGAUAAUAGUUCAGUAUUUAAUGAGACAACAGCAGCGUCAGUUGAUUGGCUGACCAGUUCCUCUGCUGAGAAGUACAAUAACACGAUUGACUGGCCAUCUCUGACAAAGAAGGAGUGCUGGAAAUAUGGAGGCUACCUUGUGGGCAACAACUGCAACUACGUCCCUGACAUCACCCUCAUGUCUUUUAUCCUCUUCUUUGGCACCUACACCUGCUCCAUGGCCCUGAAGAAAUUCAAAACCAGCCGUUAUUUCCCAACCACUGCUAGGAAGCUCAUCAGUGACUUUGCCAUUAUCUUGUCCAUUCUGAUUUUCUGUGGAAUAGAUGCCCUAGUAGGUGUGGAUACACCGAAACUAAUUGUGCCAAGUGAAUUCAAGCCAACCAGCCCCCACAGAGGCUGGUUCGUCCCACCCUUCGGAGGGAACCCCUGGUGGGUGUACCUUGCAGCAGCCAUCCCUGCGCUGCUGGUGACCAUUCUCAUCUUCAUGGACCAGCAAAUCACAGCUGUCAUCGUCAACAGGAAAGAGCACAAGCUCAAGAAAGGUGCUGGCUAUCAUCUGGAUUUGUUUUGGGUGGCUGUUCUGAUGAUUAUAUGUUCCUUCAUGGCCCUGCCCUGGUACGUUGCUGCUACUGUGAUCUCCAUUGCCCACAUCGAUAGCUUGAAGAUGGAGACCGAGACCUCAGCACCUGGAGAACAACCCAAGUUUCUGGGAGUGAGGGAGCAGAGAGUCACUGGAAUCAUUGUAUUCAUUCUCACUGGUGUGUCAGUCUUUAUGGCUCCCAUCUUAAAGUUUAUACCUAUGCCUGUGCUCUAUGGAGUGUUCCUAUACAUGGGUGUUGCUUCCCUUAAUGGAGUGCAGUUCAUGGAUCGGCUGAAGCUGCUUCUGAUGCCUCUGAAACAUCAGCCCGACUUCAUUUAUCUGCGUCACGUCCCGCUGCGCCGGGUCCACCUGUUCACGUUCCUGCAGGUGGUGUGUCUGGCCCUCCUCUGGAUCCUCAAGUCAACUGUGGCUGCUAUAAUCUUCCCAGUCAUGAUCCUGGCGCUUGUGGCAGUCAGAAAAGCCAUGGACUACCUCUUCUCCCAGCAUGACCUCAGUUUCCUUGACGACGUCAUUCCAGAAAAGGACAAGAAGAAGAAAGAGGAUGAGAAGAAGAAGAAGAAAAAGAAGGGCAGUCUGGAUAGUGACAAUGACGAUUCCGACUGCCCCUACUCAGAAAAUGUCCCAAGUAUUAAAAUUCCAAUGGACAUCAUGGAACAGGAACCUUUCCUAAGUGAUAGCAAACCUUCCGACAGAGAAAAAUCACCAACAUUCCUUGAACGCCAUACAUCGUGCUGAUAAAAUUCCUUUCCUUCAGUCACACACUAUGCCAAGGUAGGAGCUUCCACAGCAUGGUCUCAUGAGA